This is a messenger RNA of Serendipita indica DSM 11827, 1047 nucleotides long. Lineage: Eukaryota; Fungi; Basidiomycota; Agaricomycetes; Sebacinales; Serendipitaceae. The record is from the annotation of a GenBank genome assembly.
AUGUCUACUAGGCGACGUUCUUCGUCCACAAAUGCGGCCUCUAAUGCGAUUCCGGAGCCACGAUUAUCGGCUAGUUUACUACUUAUAAAUGCAAAUAACGAGGUUCUUAUGAUACAGAGGACAAAGGAGUCCCGGACAUUUGCUGGAAUGCAUGCGUUUCCGGGAGGGAAUUUUGACGGAUCUCAGGACGGGCCCGCGACGGAAGCUGGCUCUAUACGAAUGACGGCCGUGAGGGAAACAUUUGAAGAGACUGGGAUUCUGUUGGCCAGUCCAGGGCAAUCAGGGCCCAUUCCUGAUACAACUGUGCUCCUCAACGCCCGCAAGGCUAUCCACUCGAGGAACGACCCCUACACCUUUCCCGCCUUUCUGCAAGAACACAACCUGGUGGUCCAAGAAGUACUCGAGAAACUGAUUCCAUUCUCACAAUGGAUUACACCAGCUAGUGCAAAAGCACGUUUUCACACCCACUUUUUCGUGGCUUUCCUUGACGAGUUGCCAAAUACUGUACCCGCCAUCAGCGAUGUAUCUGCAGCAGCUCAACAGGAAAUCGAUCCCUCGUCUCCUACUGCCACUCUCCCGACUACGGAGCCCCACCGCGACGUAUUGCCAACGGACGACGGCAAAGUCGAAGUCCUCGAGACCUAUUUCCAGCAUCCUGCGAAGAUACUCGAGACAUUUGAACGAGGAGACAUAAGCUUGAUGCCACCUCAAUUCUACCUCUUGACGACGCUCAAGGAGCUUUUGGAGGGCAGCGCAGAGUCGAGUCUACAGUCCUCUCGAAGUCGGUUCCGCGAUAUCGCUGGACAGGCAUUUGGAGCCCGAGUGUUCAAUCCUCGGUUUGGUGGAACGGUAGAAGGGAAAGAUGGUGUAAAGCGUUCGGUCCUCAUGUACGAAGGAGACGAGGCGUACAAUGAUCCACCAUCUGCCACGGAGAGCUCGAGGCGUUGGCAUCGAAGCUUGGUGACAUUCCGGGAAGGAAGGAUUGCGACCAUCCAGCUGAUUCGAGAUAUUGAUGUUUCUAAACCACCAACCGUGGCAAAGCUUUAA